AUUAUUUGAUGCAACUAGAAAUGUUGGUAAAAACUAAACAGUCUAAAUUUUGACGAGCAGUUGCAAGUUGAGGUCUUGACAUGUAGUUACAUGAGGAUUGACAGACACAAAAGUGAGAAGAACAACAAGAGUUACGAGGGCGAAAGGAUAUGUCACGCAAUCAUAGCCACCCAAUUCCAUCCUGAAUGAUUUUUUAUGUUGCCCUGAAAAUGGAAUUGAUUAAUAGACAUGAAGGGUGAAACAGAAGGAACUGGAAUCUAGGAGGCAUAAGUUGGGUACAUAAACACAAAGACAACAAGAGUAUCUUCAAAUAUCCAUUUCUCUUUCUAAAAAUUUUGAUUCAUGGAUCAACGAUUGUCGGAAGCUGCAAGAUUGGGAGAUGUGGCAGCAUUGGACAACUUGUUAAAACAAGAUCCUUUAAUUCUCCAGAAAGUGUCUUUAUCUUCUUCAGUAGAAAAUCCACUUCAUAUUGCUUCACUUGCAGGAAAAGUCGAUUUCGCUAAGCAGAUCAUUGCGCUGAUGCCUUCAUUUGCCAUGGAGAUAAACAAUGAUGGAUACACCCCGCUUCACAUUGCUGCAGCCGCUGGUCAUCUGGAGGUAGUUAGUGAGCUUUUAACUGCAAUUGGUCCAGACCUGUGUCUGUUGAAGGACAAAGGGGGCAGAACUCCACUCCAUCUGGCGGCUGUCAGAGGGAGGGUUCUUGUCAUUGAGAAAUUACUCUCUGUGUGCCCUAAGGCUAUUGAAGAAAAGACCCCUCUUGGGGAAACUGCUUUACUUCUGGCUGUGAAGAAUUGUCAGUUUGAAGCUUUCAAAAUCCUGUUUGAAGCUUCAAAAAGGGUUGAGAACCAUGAGGAACUCAUCAAUGCCAAAGAUGUUCAAGGAAAUUCAAUCUCAGAAACCGCAAUUGCCACAAAACAACUUCAGGUUAUAGACUUCCUAAAACAGAGAGAUCAAUGGACCCAUCAACAGAUGAUCACUGUGCUGGAAGAUCCGGCCGGAGAUAACAAGUCUGAGAAUGAUGAUACACCAGAACCCAAAAAGUUCGAUCCCUGUUUUCUGUUUAAGGCGACGUGGGGUUACUUAUACGGUAAAGACAUAAUUCCGGUGGUCGCCAGUUUGAUAGCCGGAGCUACUUACACGGUAGGAAUAAAUCCUCCCUCUACAAUUUGGAAAGAAGGAAUGAAUCUCGACACUGAAUGCAUUACCCACUUCGGAAAUCACAUAAACAAUAAGGAUCCCUUUGAGUUAAAGUCAUGUGAUGCUCUCCGAUUCUAUGUUUUCAUGGUCUGCAACACGAUUGCUUUUGUUGCCUCCAUCCUGCUCCUCCCAUUUCACCAAUACGCGGUGGUUGCGCCGCUUCUGAUCAUCACUUCUCUGUCCUGCAUGCUCUGGACUUACAUUACUUCGGCGGCAAUCAUAUCUCCCAGCCCUGCCUUCAUUUAUUUUGUCUAUACUGUGAUGUGCAUCAGUUUUGUGGUUCUAUUUGGGCUGCCCGCGCUCACUGUGGUUCUACAUAUCAAACCAGCUUUUGGGAAGAUUCAGACCAGAUUCCGUCCUGGUUCUACCUCAUCGUCAGUCCUUAAGAGCUAGGAUUGGGAUCGCUCUGCUUUGAGCAGGAGUUAAUAAGGGUGGUGUGGAUUGAUGUUUAUGUGUCCUUCAAUAUGCUUAAUGCUGUCAGCAAAGUUAGGUGAUGCUCUAAUAAUGUUUCAAUUUAACCUUUUUAAAUACAUCUACCCAUGCUAUGGGAUACCCUUCUAGUUUUUUUUAAGCACUUAGGACAAACCCAUUUGUAUGCAAUUUAACAUUAAUUUAUUU
Rubroshorea leprosula is the source of this 1815-nucleotide messenger RNA. The record is from the annotation of a GenBank genome assembly. Lineage: Eukaryota; Viridiplantae; Streptophyta; Magnoliopsida; Malvales; Dipterocarpaceae.